Messenger RNA from Penicillium concentricum, 1107 nucleotides. Its product is annotated as cytochrome P450. The record is from RefSeq and is a predicted model, not a curated record. The coding region runs from base 1 to 1107 and encodes 368 amino acids. Lineage: Eukaryota; Fungi; Ascomycota; Eurotiomycetes; Eurotiales; Aspergillaceae. The transcript is spliced from 4 exons. Gene Ontology annotation, molecular function: oxidoreductase activity, acting on paired donors, with incorporation or reduction of molecular oxygen; monooxygenase activity; heme binding.
AUGGAUCACCGGAAGCGACGCAAGGCAUGGGACCGAAGUUUCAGCAUCAAAGCCCUUGCGACUUACGAGCCACGUGUUAAGGACAAGGUAGACCAGUUUGCUUCUUAUAUUCAAAGCAACCUGGGUCAAUCUAUCGAUGCUAGUGUCUGGUCAAUGUUUCUCAGUUUUGACAUCAUGGGAAAUGUUGGGUUCGGAAAAGAGUUUAACAACCUGGCUACAGGGAUCGAGCAUCCGGCGAUCAAAGGCGUUCAUGACCAUAUGGCUAUUCUCGGAACAAUGGGCCAUGUUCCUUGGCUUUUGAACCUUGCCAGCCGUAUCCCAGGGGCAGCGUCUGGAUAUUCCAGUUUCUUUCGGUGGUGUGGAGAUGAAAUUGAGCGAAAGCAAAAGGACUGGGAUAUGGAUAGGAGCCCACAGGAUAUUGUCUCGUGGCUAUUGAAAGCCUAUGUCGACAAGGAUAUAUCUGCGGCUCCAACCGAGGCUGCUCUUCAUGAGGAUUCACGAGUGGUUAUAGUGGCUGGCAGUGAGACUACAGCUACUACUUUAGCAUCUACACUCUACUAUCUGGCCAAGAAUCCCGCAAUACUAUCGAAGCUGCAACGCCAUCUAGAUGAAGCCAUGCCAGGAAGGUCAAAAGAUUGGUCAUAUGAGAAGGUCAAGUCUGUCGCUUACCUCGACGAUAUCAUCCACGAAACACUUCGCCUGCGACCUGCGAUAAUGACGGGUGGAUACCGCGUUACUCCAGCCGAGGGAAUACAGGUCGAUGAGGUGUACAUUCCCGGGGAUGUCAAUGUUUUCGUUCCAGUGCAAUUGAUCCAAACAGAUGAAAGGUACUACACCGAUGCCAAACAAUUUGUACCAGAGCGAUGGAACGAGAAGAGAGAAAUGUGCUCUGAAAAUGCCCCCUUCUUUCCAUUUGUACUUGGACCCUAUACUUGUCCCGGGAAGAAUUUGGCUAUGAUGAGUCUUCGCAUUUCGCUUUCCACUUUGGCACAGUCGUUCCACGUCCAGUUCGGUCCGAAUGAGAAUGGAGAGGCAUUUGAAACUGAGACUCGGGAUACUUUUACCACCACGCUUGCUCCAUUACAAAUCCAAUUCCAGCCGCGCUAA